Molecule: messenger RNA, 1152 nt
Organism: Gossypium raimondii (Peruvian cotton)
Lineage: Eukaryota; Viridiplantae; Streptophyta; Magnoliopsida; Malvales; Malvaceae
Product: protein MIZU-KUSSEI 1
Exons: 1
Coding region: 81-878 (265 amino acids)
Biological process (GO): hydrotropism
Source: RefSeq, a predicted model, not a curated record
CUGUUUCUCUCUUUACUCACCGAAACUUGACUAUCAAAGGCUCUAGGAGUUGCUUAGUUCCUUCUUUCUUUCCUUCCCAUAUGAAGACAAUCACAGCCAAGAGCCCCCACGAUUCUUCUUUCUCCUUCUCCAGGAGAUAUUUCAACUGGAAAAAGAAGGUGGAAGAUGAUGAUGACAACGAGGAAGAAAUCCUAACCUUCAGCUCCUCCUCGCAUUUUUGUGAGGAAGCUAAGGAAGCAGAGGAGCUCCGAAUCCCAGUGGCCAGUCGAGUUUCUUUAGUUCCACCACCAAGAAAGAAGCUUCCAAUUGUGUCAGUUUCCAGACUUCGGUCGGCUCUCAGUGUGUUUGGGAAGAAUACAUCAGCAUAUCGUUCAGGUUUAGGCACCAGAGUGGUAGGAACCCUGUUUGGAUAUCGGCGUGGUCACGUCCACUUUGCAUUUCAAGAAGAAGCAAAAGUAAGUCCAGCAUUUUUAAUCCAACUUGCAACACCGACUAGUGUUUUAGUUCGGGAAAUGGCUUCUGGAUUGGUUCGAAUUGCCUUAGAGUGUGAAAAGACGAUGGGGAAGAAAGGGGUGAAGUUGCUGAAUGAGCCUGUUUGGAGGACUUACUGCAAUGGAAAGAAAUGUGGGUUCGCAAUGAGGCGCGAGUGCGGAGCCGAAGAGUGGAAAGUGUUAAAGGCGGUGGAGCCAAUUUCAAUGGGUGCGGGUGUGCUACCAGGAAACUGCAAUGACAAUGGAGCUGGGUCCGAAGGUGAGCUGAUGUACAUGAGAGCCAAGUUCGAGAGGGUUGUUGGGUCUAAAGACUCGGAAGCCUUUUACAUGAUGAAUCCUGAUGGUUCCGGAGGCCCUGAGCUCAGUGUUUACCUGCUUAGAGUUUAGUUAUGCGUUUUUGGAAAAAGGAAAGGAUCUUUUGUUUUGGUCCACAACUGCGCUUUAGAUUUUGUUGUUAAGCUAUGAAGACGUGCGUACAGUGGAGGUUCGGUUUUCCUUUCCAUGUAAUUUGCCCACAUUAAUGGAAAUGGGGAGCAUGUUUUGGUAUCAUGCUAAUUUAUAUUAUAUAAAUCAACCUCUGUGGCUAUGGUGGGGGUUAUAUCCAUGUAUGUAUGUAUAGCUUCUUUCUCUCUUCUGGGAAGUGGAACCAAAGUUGCAAGUA